UUAAUUUCAAAAAGUCUUUGGGUAUCAAAAAAACAAAAAGGGAAAACAGCUCCACCUCGGUUCUUCGUCGGGUCAUUCUGUUGGUUAUCUCCAGCUCAAGCUGUUGCUUUGGAAACCAAGACAGAUUGGGCCUUUCGUAGGAUGCGAACCAGCAACAGGAUCUUCUGACUGGGAAGACUGCAAAAUAUAGAUGGCAGAACUCGUGGCCUUUCCAUCAAGUUCUAGGCUGCUGGUCAAAGGAAAUUUCUCAGAGCAGCUCUCUGUGUCUAAAAGCUCAGCUAUGUUGAUACACAGGGGAUUUUGCUUUGGAAAUUGUGGAGUAUCUCGCUUGCCUUCAUCAAAUAUAUCGAAGCUCAUUACUCCUAGUUUAACAAAACUGGAGAGCAGACCAAACAUGCAUAGUUGCAAGAGGGGUUUUAGCGUCGCUUCUCUUGUUAAUGCUGAUGUAGCAAUAACUUUUGAAUUGGUUCCUGCCAUUGAUCAAAUGCUUCUGAUGACUAGUAUUUUUCUUACAUAUCUAGCUGGUGUAAUACCUUCAAAUACUAGAGAACAGAUCAAAAGCAAAAAUGUGGACAGUGAUGGGACUUCCUCUUCUGGUAGUGCCAGGAGAAAGGACAAUGACAUUAACACAAAAUUUGCCUGGGAUGUAGUGAAAGGAAAACUCCUGAGUUCUCUGUCUUCUGCAAAAGAAGAAUUGGACUUUGGUGCUGCACCUGUUGAAUUCGAACAAAACCGUAGAAGACAGCCUUCAAAUUUAUAUGCUCUUGCCGAGGGUCCAAGGUUGAGGUUACUUUGGGCAUCUUUUCAGUUACUCAAGAAAGAGGUUGAUUGUAUAUCCGCGAAUGCUGCUACCUUAAGCAAGGGAAAUUUCUUGGCCAUUUAUAAUGAUGUCAUUAAGAACUCAUGUCAGCCUUUAUGUGUAACUUGGCUGGAAGAGGAACUGCUUCUAAAAAGUAACAAAACCAACAAGGAAUGUCUCUCCAUUGUGAUUGAUAAGUUAGAUGGACAUGGUAAUGUCCUGAUGAAUAUAAAAAAGUCAGGGAAGGAGGAUCUGUAUGCAGAACUGAUAUGUUUUCUUAGAUUUGGUUUUAUCAGGAAGGAUGACCUUUAUGAUAACAGCUUGUUUAUGGAGCAUGGGGUCUCUAUACUGGAGGAUCUGGUGAUUAUGUUAGCAGAUGGGAUUGCAAGUAUGUAUUUGGGCCUUAUUUCUGUUGAUAGUAGCAUGUCAAAUGAAAUGAACAACCUUGGUUUGAGUUUAUGUACAAUGUCAACCAGAGCACUUCAGAAGUUACGCAACGAGGUUGCUCUCAAUCAGUGGUUGCAUCAGAACAUGGAAGCAGUUGUCUCCAUGUAUGAAGAUCGGUUUGACUUGUGCAUAUUUCAAUACCAACUUGUUGAGGAAUCUAGCAAGGACAAGGAUCAAACUAUUAAUUGGUGGAAGAAGCUUAAUGUAAUAAGUUCUAGACCAGUGUCACGUCAAUUGAAUGUUGUUGUGAUCGACCAAAUAUCUGUGCCUGUUAAGCGGACCAAGGAACUAAGGGCUUUGACUGGGUGGAGAUACUACUACAGUCUUUUCCUUGAAUUGGCUGAUAUUGCAAUGCCAUUGGUGAGAACUGUUAUCGCUAAGGUACUCAAGUACCAACAAUGGAUGUGUUUUGUUUGUCUACAACAUUGGUCGAGCUCGAAGUUGCACUACUCUCUGUAUUUGAACUCUUGGCUAGCCACCGGAAUUGGAGCUAAAGAAUUUUCAGUUCAUAAAAUCACCAAAAUGUUAGCACGUUUGCAACUUUGCACAAAUCACUAAAGUAUUAUGGAAACCAAUGGAUGCAAACAUUGGAGACAAGGACAAGACCAGGGUAGGUAAUAAGAGUGGGUAGAAAAGCAAAAGUAAUCUCAGAGGAUAACCUUUCUGUUGUGUCCUACCACACCCUUACACGAUAAGUCUCUAAGAAAAUUCUUGUUAUACACUAAUUAAUUCACACUA
Nicotiana tabacum (common tobacco) is the source of this 1984-nucleotide messenger RNA. RefSeq lists its product as uncharacterized. The record is from RefSeq and is a predicted model, not a curated record. NCBI's taxonomy places the organism in Eukaryota, Viridiplantae, Streptophyta, Magnoliopsida, Solanales, Solanaceae.